AGAAUACGAGUUUUUAAAUGCAUUGCAAACAGAAGGAGGGGAGGGUAUUCAAUUUGCGAAAGAAGUGAAGCAAUCAUCAGUUUCUAGUGAGAAAAUGAAAGCAUUUGAAGAAUUGCAAAGGGAGCGGACUCAGUAUCAUAUCAGUGAAGAUAGGCUGCCAAACGUCUGCUUUCAUAGUUUUGAAUUUGACCUUGUUAAUGACCAUUUCUUUUCAAGACUUCUCUUCAGCUACAAAGAACAUUCCGACAUUGAAGAAUCCAACGCAAAAAGUUCCUUGUUUUUCGAAACAUUUCGUAAAUGCCAGAAACCCAUCUUUGAUGAAUUAAAAUGCAUUUGCGAUGCAAAUGACAUUUUCCUUGAUGAAAAAAAACUACCAGAUAAUAGUACAAUCACUGAUGUCAUCAUUGACGAGCCUUCUACUCCAUCCUCAUUACAAUCAAUCGGAAUUGAAACUAUCCACGCGAACAAAGGAUCGCUUGUAAUGAUCUUGAAACUUACGGAGGAGCACUCGCUUACAAAUCUCAAAGACAAAUGUGAGGAUGGCAGCAUCGGCGAUGUCUUGAUCGAUCUAUUACAGCGGAAAGAUGUACGGGAACGACUGAUUCGUGGCACGUACGAUUUUAAAAUGAAACUCCAUGCAACUACAGAAGAUGCCCCCUACGUUGAAAUGAAGAUUGAAGGAACCAUUUUUGACAAGAAAGAGCGAAUGUGCAAACAUCGAACCGAGAAAGACUCAACCGCAUAUUCUUCCACCAACCUAUCUCGAGAGCACCCACGCCACAUUUGCGAAGAGCUUGAGAUUUCUGAUCAUUUGUUGGAUAUCUUACAUGAGAAAAAUCUUGUUCCACUUGACAUAGCCCGCAAACUUCGAGUAAAAGUUAACAGGAGGGAUAAAAUACAUGAGUUGCUUCGCCAUUAUAACGCAUGCAAGGAAAAAGGAUUCAGCACCCUUUCUAAAUAUAUACAAAUGGAACGAGAGUUGAGGGGAAAAAAGGCAUAUCCACUUAAAUUGUUUGAAGGAAAGUUUCGCACAAAAUAUGAUGGAAGCUGCUCUAGAAUUGUUCAUAUAGGACUUUUUGAUUCCUGGGCUUUGUCUAGUGUUGCUGAACAAUCAACAGGUCGCAGUGAAACAUUACAAGGAGCUGUACAUUUAGUCUACUGUGAAAACGACAUUUUAAGUACAAGACAAUUCUUAAAAUGUUUUGCCAUGUCCGGAUUGCAGUGUCAUGCCACUGAAAUGACAUGUAUUCAAAAGAUAUAUUCGAAUGACUCGUUUGUCAUUGUGAUACCUUGUAGCUCACAUCAUGAUCAUUGGCAGGAAGAUGAUGGUUUGUUCAAUGUGCCCUACCCUUUCGAAGUCGCAGUUAUUCACGAUGAUGAAUCGAAGAACGACGCGGUCGUUGAUUGGCUUAGCAAAAAUGUUCGAAUGCCAUACAAAGUUCAUCAUGUAAACCUCAGCGACAUGUACAACCAGACAAGUUUUGAUCACUUUAUUUAUGAACUGAACAGUUCAAAAGGACUUGAUGAGCGACACGAAAACAUCAUUAUUCGACAUUUAAAAGGAAGUUAUGAAUAUGACAACAAAAUAUACUCAGAGGUAGUAAAACAGGGUCUCCGAUGCAGAAUUGUUUCGGAUAUAUCCGAAGAAAUGCGAUUUGAAGAACCGAACACGGUAAAAUGUGUUGUUCUCCAUCAAGGCUUUAACUCUUACAAUGAAAGGCUAAUGAGUAAUUCAAGGAAGGUAUGGCAUAUAUUGUUAAUUGACAAUGACAAAAUGGCUGUGAAGCACGUGCAUACGAUGAUGAUAGGUUUGCGGUACAAAUUGCACGCUAUCAAUCUUCAGGAAUUUAUGUGGUCUCAAAACCCUCUGCAGCAGUUGACAGAUAUUCCGAUAAGAAAUAAAGACGGCACAGCUUGCGAAGUUUGCAUUUGUUUUGAUCUUCCAUUUGUGAAAUACGCCAAUAUUGUGUACAAAGGACUGGAAAGUAUCGGGAUUCGAUGUAUAUACGCCCAAGAAUUGUUUCCUGAAAUGGAUUGUCAACGUAAUAGUGGCGUAUGGCUAGAAAUUGUACAGUGCAAAGAUAUCGAAUCGGAUUCGGAAUAUGUUAGCAAAGAACGGUUGCACGUGUGUGUGAUCGACAGUGCUUCCAAAAAGGCUAUCGCUCCAAUCAACGAUCAUUCGAUUUCAAUAUAUCCUGAGGAUACAAAGUGGCCUCACAAAGUGAAAGCUAGGCUUGCAGCCUUUCAAUCAUUCGAGGGACCAGGGCCUCAAUAUUUACAAAUGGAUGAUUUCUGGUCCCGAGAAAGUCGACUUCACGAGUUGACACUGUAUAUAAGCAGCAGUGAAGACGAGGAAAAGCGAACACCGGGCUUCCAAUCAAGCGAGAAACCAAAGCAUCAGAAUUCGCCAUCGGAGAAAAUGUUUGCCCAAUUGCGGAGGCGUAUCAAAAGCAAAAAACACAAGGAAACACGAUCUUCUUCAUCAAGAUUGACAUCGAGGCGAGUGUCGGACACAUCAAGGAGCGGUAUCAGCAUCAAGAUGGCCGACGAUGAAUCUUCUUCAGCGGAUGCUGCUGAUGGAAAGUUAUCAACCAAGCGGUGUCCACUCAUGUGAAUUAUUGGUGGGAUACCAAUAUUGGUUGGAUAUUAACUGGCGGGAUACCAUAGGCGGUUUGAUACUGACUGAUGGGAUACCAUUGAUUGUUAGAUAUUGACCUGUUGCAUACCAUUUAUGGUCGGAUACCAUUGAUUGUUAGAUAUUGACUGGUUGGAUACCAUUUUUGGUGGGAUACCAUUGAUUGUUAGAUAUUGACUGGUUUGAUACCAUUUAUGGUGGGAUUUGGACUGAUAGGAUACCACUAAUGUUUUGAUAUUGACUGGUUGGAUACCGUUGAUGGUUUGAUUUUGCCUUGUGGGAUACUUUUGAUAGUUUAAUAUUGACUGGUGGCAUAACAUUUAUAAGAAGAUUUUGACUGUUGGAUUAACUUUUUUGUCGGAAUUAGUCUUAUGGGGUACCAUUGACUUGUUUGAUACAAUUUGAUAUUGACAAGGUGGAUACCAUUGAUGGUUUUUACAGAUUAUUUACCAUUUAUGGUUUGAUGUCAUGUGUCUGUUGCUAUUGUUUGUUGUUUUGUUUUUCAUUGUAUAAUCAGUUUACUUAAACAUGUUAUAUUGUUGUUAAUAAGUUGUUAUUUUGCUUAUUAAAUAGCAGUUCACUAUUUCACUUACAAUCAGUUCAAUGUUUUUACUAAUAAGUUUCAGUAUUGACACUGAUACGUUAAUUCGUUAAAACUGAAAGGAAAAACAACAAAAGCAAAGUUGAAGUAAAUGCUACUGCAUUUAUACAAACAGUGA
Mya arenaria is the source of this 3354-nucleotide messenger RNA. RefSeq lists its product as uncharacterized. Bases 95 to 2614 code for a protein of 839 amino acids. The transcript has 18 exons. Lineage: Eukaryota; Metazoa; Mollusca; Bivalvia; Myida; Myidae. The record is from RefSeq and is a predicted model, not a curated record.